Messenger RNA from Labrus mixtus (cuckoo wrasse), 5245 nucleotides. Its product is annotated as C-terminal binding protein 1. The record is from RefSeq and is a predicted model, not a curated record. Gene Ontology annotation, molecular function: NAD binding; transcription corepressor activity; oxidoreductase activity, acting on the CH-OH group of donors, NAD or NADP as acceptor. The transcript is spliced from 11 exons. NCBI's taxonomy places the organism in Eukaryota, Metazoa, Chordata, Actinopteri, Labriformes, Labridae. The coding region runs from base 315 to 1661 and encodes 448 amino acids.
CUGUUCCGCCAUGUAACGUGAGGGCGCUCCUUCCAGUCCACUAAUGCUUUUUUUCACAGACGGCCUGACCCCCCCACCGACAAGCCACUUCCUCUUUUGUCUAAUUUCAUGGCGAUCGGGAGAGAGGGAACAGCACCGACGCACGCACACUGUUUCAGCACUCUUGAAAGAGUUUAUCCGGGUGUAAACACAUUUGUAAACCUGAUCGGCACUGCAAACAAAGUUCUCCAGGGGAAACUAAGCGGACAUCAGUAAAGGGGCUCCUUAGCACUUGGAUCUGUUCUUCCCUGUCCCAGGUUCAGACUGCUUGGUCUAUGGCUCUGAUGGACAAACACAAACAGGUCAAGCGGCAGAGACUUGACCGCAUCUGUGAGGGUAUUCGACCCCCCAUCCUAAAUGGGCCAAUGCACCCGCGGCCCUUGGUGGCCCUGUUGGACGGGCGUGACUGCACUGUGGAAAUGCCCAUCCUCAAAGAUGUGGCCACUGUGGCCUUCUGUGAUGCGCAGUCCACACAAGAGAUUCAUGAGAAGGUGCUAAAUGAGGCAGUGGCCGCUCUUCUCUACCACACCAUCACUCUGUCCAGAGAUGACCUGGAAAAAUUCAAAGGUCUCCGUGUUAUUGUCAGGAUUGGCUCCGGCUUCGACAAUGUUGACAUCAAAGCAGCUGCUGAGCUUGGCAUUGCUGUCUGUAAUGUGCCAGCAUCCUCUGUGGAGGAGACAGCCGACACUUCGCUAUGUCUAAUCCUCAACCUGUACAGGAGAGUCACCUGGAUGCACCAGGCGCUCAGGGAGGGAACCCGGGCCUCCAGCGUGGAGCAGAUCAGGGAGGUGGCAGGCGGGGCUGCACGUAUCAGGGGUGAGACGCUGGGCAUUAUUGGACUAGGGCGUGUCGGCCAAGCGGUGGCUCUCCGGGCCAAGGCUUUUGGCUUUGGUGUGAUCUUCUAUGACCCCUACCUGCCCGAUGGCGUGGAGCGCUCGCUGGGCCUUCAGCGAAUGGCCACCCUGCAGGACCUCCUUAUCCAUUCUGACUGUGUAUCCCUGCACUGCAGCCUCAACGAGCACAACCACCACCUCAUCAAUGACUUUACCAUCAAACAGAUGCGUCAGGGAGCUUUCCUGGUGAACACAUCAAGAGGCGGUCUGGUUGAUGAGAAAGCACUGGCUCAGGCCCUGAAAGAGGGCCGGAUACGAGGGGCUGCCCUGGACGUCCAUGAGGCAGAACCUUUCAGUUUUUCAACAGGCCCUCUGAAGGAUGCUCCAAACUUGAUCUGUACCCCUCACACAUCCUGGUAUAGUGAGCAGGCGUCUGUGGAGGCUCGCGAGGAGGCAGCCAGAGAGGUCCGCCGUGCCAUCACCGGGCGCAUCCCUGACAGUCUGAAGAACUGCGUGAAUAAGGAGUAUCUGAUGUCAGCCUCUCCGUGGCCCAGUAUGGAAGCCGCCACUGUUCACCCAGAGCUAAACGGAGCCACUUACAGAUUUCCUCCAGGUCUGAUCAAUGUUGCAGCAGCAGGGGGGCUCUCUGGAGCAGCCGGGGGGGUCGAGAGCCUUGUAACAGGCAACCUGUCACACGGCAUUGCCCCCGUCUCCCACCCCCCUCACGCACCCUCUCCGGUGCAAUCUGCUAAGGCUGAAGCCGACAGAGACAUCCCCUCCGACCAAUAGCCCCCUCCGCUGCCGCCAGCACAUUCCGUCACCAUUGGAAACCAACUCCCCCACCUCCCGGCAUCAGACAUCGCCCGACCCCUCAGUACAUCGGCAGGGCCAGUUUGACCCAAUGUGGAGCCACACAGUCGUGUUCUUCAGAUCGCAUAACCAGCCUAGGAGUGACUUAUCCACAACCAGCCCCCUCCCACCCACACCCCAGAGAACACACACAUCCCUCCAUCUUUGUCCUCAUCACACCCUCUCAACCCCUCCCUCCUUCACUCCCCCAUGACGUCAGCAAUAACUUUUCUCAAGGAUUCAAUGAUUGGAUUGGUUUAUAUCCUUAGUUGGUUGUUUUAAUGGAAAGUUGAUCUGUUGUGGUUCUAGGUAUAAAUGUUUGUUUGUUGAAAAAAUAGCAUUUCUGAGUUGAGGCUUCACAGUCUGCUGCCUCCUGCAGGCUGACAGGUUGAAGCCCCCCUUUGUACAUUAAUGGCUCAUGUUACUGCUCUCUUCUUCUUCCUCCUCUUUGCUUUUUCUCUCCCCCCCCCCCCCCCCCCCACCUCUCUUGUGAAGGGGUUAUCUGUGUACUAAAGUAAAACAGGCAGAACCACAAACAGUACAUCCUGUCCUCCUCACCGAGAAUCUAGUGACCCUGCUCAGUUUGGCCCUUUGGCUCUCCUUGUUACAGUCAUCAUCUUGCUCAGCAGAUGGAUCUGUGGUGCUGUCAGUGUGGAGCCCUCUCAGACUGUCAAAGUAUUUCUCUACAGAUCAUACGUCAGAUAGUGAUACCCAAGAUCCCUUUCAACUUUUUAAUCGCCGUGACCGGACAGUCAUCCCUGUAUUCACACAUGCUCUGCCUCUUAUUGUUUUGUCCUGAGAUAACAGCUCUGAGAGUCUUUAUAAGAGGGCUCAUAUUCAUGAAUCUCCAUCUCACGUCAGCAGCCCCGGAGUGCUGUCUGUGAAGUUGUUACACGUGGUGUCCAAAAGCUGCAACAUGCACGAUGUGUCUCCAGCAGAGGGUGCUGUCUUACUGUUAGAGUUAAACCCUCGUGCAUGCGGCUCCUUUAAGAUGGACAGUUACAAGUUGGCUUUCAGAAUACAUGACGGAUGGCCAGGGAUUGACUAGCGCCUUAUUAUUUGAUAAGACCUCACUGCACCCCACCUCCUUGCACCCAACCAACCACCCUUUACUCCUCAUCUCCCACCGUCAUGGACCAUCCCCACUCAUCAGCCCAUGAACAAGUUUUCAUCCAUCAAUUCCUUUAAGUGUGAGGGGACAGCAGAGUUUAGAUUCCCUGUAGAAGUAAGGGGACAGUGUUCUUGCAUGCUGGCUUUGUUGAUGACAGUGGUGUGUGUGUGCCUAUGUGUGUAUGGGUUUGUUGUGCGCACGUGUGUGUGUGUGUGUGUGUGUGUGUGUGUGUUUGUACGUUCCCUCACCCUGUUAAAACAAGCUAUUGUCUUUCCAAAGGAAUAGUCCCUCGGAGUAACUCUUUAACGCUGUUGCCCUGGUGUCAAGGGAACACCUUUCUAGUACCUCAGUAACAGAUAUUGAAUGUACCGUGCAUACCCUUUUAUUUUUUGUACAGAUUUUCUAGAUUCUUCUUUACUGUUCUUUACCAGAAGGGUUGUGAAAUUGUAGCAGUAAUGAUACAAUAUAAAAGAAAUACAUUGCCCCAUGAAAUAAAUUGACAAAAAUCUUUUAAGGUUCACUAUAGGUCACCGAAUACUCAGGCUUUAAAAAAAAAAAAAAACAUUGUGUUAAUUUUCUUCGCCUUUACUUUUACUUCCUCGUGGAAAUUUCAGCACAAGGCUUUCCCAUUCUUCGACUUACGACUAGUUGAUGUGUUAUAAUCUCCAUAUUGCUGGCUGAGGAAAGACAAAGAAAAAAACUAAAGGCGGUCCCGUGAUCUGCUAGUUUUCUUUUACUAGAUUAUCAGUAGUAGUAGAUGCUGUUUUGUUUUGUUUGAACCCCCCUCUCCAUUGUCUGGCUGCUCUAACUAUAGUGCAUGUGAGGUAAUUUUUUUUUUUUAGGGGAAAAACUAUUGGCUUAAAGAAUUUGUGUCAUCUUGCUGUUUCCCUCCGCUCCCUGGCCUUUUCCCCCCUCCUCUCAGAGUGUUUUCAACCCGAGUUGCCAUUUCUUUGUCGUGGUCAGUUUCCAGUGAUGUACAGUUUUCCCGUCAGAGUCUAUGAGAGACAUGGAGCAUGUCUGUGUCCUGAGAUGCUAGAUUCCUCUGUCAUGUGAUGAGUAUAUAUUUUUAAAAAUAACCCCCAUAGUUCCGAUUACUAGCUAUUAGUAAUCUUAAAUUUUUUGCUGUUAACAAUGAUGAUUAUAUAUAUUUUUCAGUUCAGCAGUGCACUGUUAUGAAAACCAUUCUGUUUUAUUGUAGGAUUUCAUUUUGUGGAUAUGCUGUCUGUGUUCUACAUGUUGUACUGAAACAUUUCAGAGAAAACAAGAGGUCCCUCUCCUGGUGAAUUUUUUUUUGUUUUAAUUUUCGUCUUAACCCGACUGUCCUUUUCCAGCUGAUAUCACUGGGCCUUACUUCUUCUCCCCCUGUUUAAGUAGCUGUAAUAGAAAGCCGCCAUGGAACCACUCACUGCCUUAAUACAGUUGACCACAGCAGGUGAAGUCAGGAGACACACCCAGUCGAAAAGCUCCUCACACCCUGACCGGCAUAACUCUGCACCACUCUGCUGUUUCCUUUGCUCUGAUGAACCACAUUCAGCCUUGUGUAGACAGUUUCUUCAUGGCUCAAACAUGUACAUCCAGUGUGAAUUGUAACUUUGCAUUAACUACAAAUGAUGCUUGUCUAGUUUUUGAACGUUUUAAAUCUGCUCAUCAGUGUGUAUGUGCGUAUGCUAACAGAAAAGCACAGUGUGUAUGCUCACAAAGCUAUAGCUCAUAUUUCACUCACGGGUGUGAGAAUGCCCCCAACCCAUCUAAGCACCACUGACACCCUGGGGCUCUAAAAGCAUCUAUUCCAGAGCUACCAGAGCCCCCGGGGGAGGAGAUGGAGGGUGGGGGGCAUAGCGGUCACUGGUGUGGUCUGUCAAAAAAAAAAAAAAAAAAAGAAGAUAAUUAAGAAUUGGUCACUUUUCUCUCUCUCUCUCAGGGUACAAAUGCACACAUAUCCUCCAGCAGUCGCCCUCUGUCUUGUGUCCGUCGUCCCAAGUUUUUUCCGCCCUCAAAAUGCAGAACAGCCUCCUGCGUUUUUAGAAAUUGCCCCCUCCCCCUCCCUUAUUGUGCACAGGUCUGAACUUUUUGUUUCCUGUUUUGCUUUCGUUUGGCACUGACAUCUAACCAUCUAACAAGGAAUGAAUGAAUGUUUGAAAGUGACUGUGUGUAAUGUUAAAAUUGGGAAAUGUAUUUUUACAACAUGUGAACAUGUUUUUUUUCCACUCACUCUCAUUGUGAAUUGAUUUUUUUUUCUUUCACCAGACUGCAAAAACAAACAAAAAACAACAAAAAAAAUCUCCUGUAACUAUAGGCUCUUAAGCUUUAUUUUGUUUUGUUUACUUUUUUAUUAGAAACAAUCAUGUUUGUGAUGGUAACUUCCGAUGGUAAACUCCACACCGUAUUUUAAUAAAAUCUUUAAAAUUAAUAA